GCCGCGCGGGAAAACAUCACCAACAUGACUUUAUUUGCAGCGCAGAAAUGUAACUUGAUAAACACGCAGACGCAGAUGGACCGCACGCGCACGGGCGGGAGAUGAGUCUUAUCUCUGGCGCGGACUCUCGGGUCAUUUUCACCUUCUUUGUGUCUCCGUCAUCAAUCACGGUCCAAUCAUCUCCCGGGAAGCGCGCGCGGCCGCCGCCUGUCAUUCAAACCCCGCCGGCCGCCCCGCAGCCUCUCGUCCCCCGCAGCUCCCGCUCCGUCUCCUCAACCAUGUCUGCGGCGGUCCUGCGCCUCUGCGUCCUGCUCGGCCUCCAGCUGGGACGCGCAGCGGAGCCGCGCGCCCGGACCGUGCUGGAGGAGCUGCUUCCUCUGACGGAUCCACUCCGCCCCGCAGCCGCUGCGGCUCCGCACAGGAAGGCGCCGCAGUUCAUGCUGGAGCUGUUUGACGCGGUUUCCGCGGGAAACCGGAGGAGCCAGAAGGAAGUUCUGGACGGAAACGUGGUGCGCAGCUUUGAGGACAAAGGUCGUGAAGCGGGAAACUUUCACUUCUUCAACCUGUCGUCCUUCAGCAGAGAGGAGAAGAUGAUCAAAGCGGAGCUCCGCUGGUUCCGGAGGAAACUCCAGCCGCGCGCGGGAAAGUCGCGAGCGCUUCAUUUUUAUAAGGUGUCUCUGUGGGAGGUGCUGGACAGCAGAGUGAGGCCCUGGAGGACGAAGAUCAUCUCCUCCAGGCUGGUGCCUCUGCACACUCACGGAUGGGAAGUCUUCAACGUCACACAGAUUGUAUCCAGGUGGAUCAGGAACCCUCAGGAGAACCAUGGCGUCCUGGUGGUGACGUCUGAGGUGUCUUCAGCCAACCAGACCGGAGACCUGAGAGACACAAACGCCUAUUUGGUUAUCUUCUCAGACGAUGGAGGAACAGGAGUCAACCAGUCCUACCAGGGACUGGCCCCGCCCUCAGCCGCUGCACAGGAGCCACGUUCCCACCUCAGCAGGAUGCGGCGUGCUUCUUCGGAUCCCCCUGCCCGCCCCCAGUCCUGCCGGCGGGUUCCCCUCUUUGUUGACUUCGAUGAGAUCGGCUGGUCCGGCUGGAUCAUCUCGCCCCGCGGGUACAACGCCUACCACUGCAGAGGCUCCUGCCCGUUCCCUCUGGGGGUGGGCCUCGGGGCCACCAACCACGCCACGGUGCGCUCCAUCCUGCAUGCGCUCAGGAUCCCCGGCAGCGAGGUGGGGGCGCCGUGCUGCGUCCCCGACAGACUCCAGUCCAUCAGCUUGCUGUACUUUGACGACGAGGAGAACGUGGUGCUGAAGCAGUACGACGACAUGGUGGCUCUGAGCUGCGGGUGUCACUGACUGUUGGGGAGUCUGAGGGGUCACAGAAGGGAUGAGAACUCUGUAUUUGUGUAAAUAUUGUAUUAUUUUAUCAAAUUAAAAGACGUUCCUUUAACAAAACUGUCUCAAUAAAGAAGAGAUAUCA
Messenger RNA from Oryzias melastigma (Indian medaka), 1482 nucleotides. RefSeq names its product bone morphogenetic protein 2. Gene Ontology annotation, molecular function: growth factor activity; cytokine activity. The transcript has 5 exons. The record is from RefSeq and is a predicted model, not a curated record. NCBI's taxonomy places the organism in Eukaryota, Metazoa, Chordata, Actinopteri, Beloniformes, Adrianichthyidae. Gene Ontology annotation, biological process: SMAD protein signal transduction. Gene Ontology annotation, cellular component: extracellular region. The coding region runs from base 102 to 1358 and encodes 418 amino acids.